AUGGUUCUAUUUCAAAGUUUCAUUAAUAAGAAUGUGAGAGAAGACAAAAUAGUGAUUGGUUUAACAUGGUUGUGUGAGCUGCUUUACAGACAUUUUAAUGAAAAGACUUUGGUUUUAAUUGACGAUUACGAUGCUCUUGUGAAAAGCUUUUUGUUCAAGGGAAAUAAAGACAUGACAAAAAUUACUAAACUGUUAGGAGAAUCAGAGCAACAUUUACUCAAAUUUAACAACAGUUUCGGAACUGUACUCACUGGUGAACUAAGAUUGUAUAGAGGAGAAAAUGUGUCUUGUUUUGUAAACCUGAGGGACCGGCUUAGCGAGUUUUAUGGAAUAGCUGAGAAAGAAUUAGAACAUCUUCUAAAAGGCAAUAAUUCAAAAGAAAAGAUUAAGUUAAACAAUUUUACUGACCUUUUCUUUGGAGGCUACAUAUACAAUGCUGAAAAUAAAAAAGUGAAAAUAUACAGAACUGAGUCAGUUAUACAGUAUCUGUUGACAGAGUCGUUAAACGUAAGCAGGAUGAUGAGGCCUGAGUAUCUAAAUGGAUUGCAGAAACUAAGUCGAGUUAAAGGACUCGUCGAGUGGCUGCAGAUUUUACUUUCUGGGAAAAAAGUUCUUCAUACUCACGUAGAGCUUUCCCAGCCUAUUUUUCACAAAGAUAAUAUUCUAACACUAAGGAUGGUAAUGAACCAUGGGAAAACUGAAAAGACAACAAUAACGUCAGUUCUUUUCCUAACUCUUCUAUACUACUUCGGAUACUUAACGCCAGUUGAUGAAAAACUACGUUGGUUUAAAAUUCCUAACAAAUCUGCACGGGAUGAAUUAAAAACAAUUUUAGAUGGAUGUUCAGAUGCGUUGUAUGAUGUACAAAAAAUUGUUGAAGUAGAAAAUACGAGGGUAGCUAACUAUACUAAAUCCACUGUCAAUCUCGCUGGAUCAGAGAGUAAACCAACGUAUUUUAUGGGUAAUUUCCUCAACGUUUUGAAGUCAAAAUGCAUAGGGGAGAAGAUAAAUAUCAGCAGUACCAAUGAAAUUAAACGGAAAAUUGCAAAAUGGUUCAUGGAGGAACACUUACCUUUCUGA
Molecule: messenger RNA, 1080 nt
Organism: Macrosteles quadrilineatus (aster leafhopper)
Lineage: Eukaryota; Metazoa; Arthropoda; Insecta; Hemiptera; Cicadellidae
Exons: 1
Coding region: 1-1080 (359 amino acids)
Source: RefSeq, a predicted model, not a curated record